Nicotiana tabacum (common tobacco) is the source of this 333-nucleotide messenger RNA. NCBI's taxonomy places the organism in Eukaryota, Viridiplantae, Streptophyta, Magnoliopsida, Solanales, Solanaceae. The record is from RefSeq and is a predicted model, not a curated record.
AUGGCGGGAAGCAAAUUUGUUUUCAUGAUUCUUGCAGCAUUUUCCUUUAUUAUUCCUGUUGCUUCUGGCGGAAAAUUAGUUAUUAAGAAAGAAGCUGCAGCUUUAACAACGUUAGGGAUCUUCACAAUUAUCGUCGUGAUCUUCUUAUUUGUUUGCUUGGUACGCUUUGGCGUUACUAGAUGCAGUAUAUGCCUAGCUGAUUUUGUUCAAACCGAGUAUAUCCGCAUGUUACCGUGCAGUCACGUUUUUCAUCAUGACUGCAUUGUAACCUGGAUGACUCGGCGUAUAACUUGUCCGGAUUGUCGUCGGGGUUACAGGCAUAUUGUGCCUUAG